AAAUUUAUAUUUUCAAAUUUAAACAAGAUCUAGAAUAAGCACAAAUUUUGAGAAGAUUGAGAGAGAGGAAAUCAUGGCAGCGGCAAACUACUACUCGAAGGACUUUGAAUGGGAUCAACUUCGGCAAGAGAUUGAGAAUAAUCCUUCUCUUGCUCACCAUUUGCUUCCUUUUCCUAAUUCUUCGAUCAAUCAAAAUCAACAUACCCUUUUGUCUUCUCCACUUUCUUUAUGUUCUCCGCAGGAAGAUUCUGAAGCAUGGAACAACUUCCACACUCGCCAUUCCACUGGAAAAUUCUUCAAGGAGCGUCGGUACUUGCUUAAAGAGUUCCCAGAGCUAGCCUCUUGUGGGGAAUGCUGGACAGUUUUGGAGAUUGGAUGUGGAAAUGGUAGUACAGCUCUGGCAAUACUUCGUGGAAACAAGAGCAUCUCUCUGUAUGCCUGUGACUGCAGCAAAGAGGCUCUUGAGAGGGCUAAAGAGAAUAUUGAAGCUGCUGAUAUAAACUUGGCUAAAGAACGUUUUUACCCAUUCCAAUGUGAUUUUUCUGCAAGUGGAUUUCCAAAUUGGUUACUCAGCACUUCUUGCCGUGAAAGUUCCUUCCAGAAGCAGAAUAUGUGCUCCUCAGGUGCAGGAAGCUGCAGCAAGCAAGCUUUCCCCGAUCCACCGAUAUCUGCCAAGUACAAUAGCUGCCUUGCCGGAGUAGAUUUUGUCACCUUAAUAUUUACGCUAUCAGCUGUGCCACUUCACAGGAUGUCGAGAGCAAUCACUGAAUGUUUCUCUGUUCUAAAGCCCGGAGGACUGUUGUUAUUCAGGGAUUAUGGUCUUUAUGAUAUGACCAUGCUUCGGUUCGAGCCAGAGCAAAGAGUAGGAUACAGGGAGUACAUACGUUCUGAUGGAACAAGGUCUUACUUUUUUUGCUUGGAUAGUGUAAGAGAUCUCUUUUGCAGCUCAGGAUUCAUCGAGCUUGAGCUUGAAUAUUGCUGUGUCCAGUCAGUGAAUCGACGGAAUGGGAAGAUCAUGCGAAGAGUAUGGAUUCAUGGGAAGUUCCAGAAGCCACAUGUCCAAGUAGGUCCAUAGCCCUGUGGUUUUGAUGGGAGAAAAUGAGCUUGCAAGCAGCUGAAUUAAUGUUCCUUGAGCUUAAGAAACUGAAAAAAGAAGAAGAUGAACUUCUGUUAUUUUAUACCCUUAAUCGUCCUCCAACAGAGCUAAAUCAAUGAUGCUUAGAAGCGGCACUUUGUCUCGUGAAACAUAUAAAGUAGUGCUGCUGGAAGUGAAAGAUGUGUGUUGUCAAUUAAACGGUUUUUUUUUCUUGUCGUUAUCAGACAUUCAAAAUUGGAAUAGAAUAUAUUGUCAUGCUACAUUUAUCGUCUGAAUGAAUUGCUGAGCAGUUUUUUUCCUGCAAUCAUGCAUGCCAUCAUACAAAUGGAGGAGGAAAUUUUGAGGAUUCAUAUAGCUGACCCAACUAGUUUAAGGCUUGGUAAUUGUUGUAUGUCAUAUCAUUAUUCACUUUGCAACAAUUAUUUCAGAACUAAAAAUCACUUGCUAAGUUCUGGCUGUGCAGAACCAAACAGGCUGACAGCAAAGCUCUUGUGAGCUACUCAUUGUUUCUGAAGAAUUUUGUUCUUCAUGUCUUCUAUGAAUUGAGUGAGAUUCUUACCUGAAUAUCCCUCAUCAGAAAGUGCUUUCUGAAGGAUCAUCUUGCAAGUUCGUUGGUGUAAUCUGAUGCUGGUAGCAGGUUUGUUGAAAUUAUUCUCUUGGUGAAGCUUGUGGAGAGUGGGCCAAUUGCAUAGUAGGGUUGCUUCUCUUGCAAGGCCGAGAUAGGUGAAGACUCUAGCUCUUGCACUGUAUUACCGAUGACAAAGUCUGCUUUCUGUGCAUCUUCAAGACACUUGAACACAAAACGGUGCAUCACGGUGCUUGGAUCAGCAUCUUGAAUAUAUGAAGGUAAAUCUGCUGGUUCAAUGGCUUGUACUCCAGGCUGUGAUCAGACAGUAAUAGCUUCAAGAUAUUUGGUUCAUACCAUGACACCCAAAGUGGCCAUUACUCUUGAGCAGGUCCAUGUGAUAGUAGACUGUAAGCACUGUUGCUGGUUCAGUCCAAAAUGAAACAUUGACAAGAUUAUAUUUCUUGGCGAUCGUUGAUCCCCAAACGUGGAAACUAUCAGCUAUUAUACAAGAAAUUGGCGGGUUUGGUUUUGAGAGGACUAGAUUUUCAAUGAAGUCAUCCACAUGAGCUUGGAAAACAUGAACGAAACCUUCCACAAAUUGGCUUGCAUUGGCACUCCAAUCGAAACUCAGUGGAAAUCCAUCACUAUUUUGGCAUAUCGAAUGUCAAGACCACAUUUCUGUCCGUGGGAAAAAAGGUUGUCGUCAUCUUUAAGUGACUGAGCUUUAGCUAUCUGCUGAUGAGUUGAUUCUGUGUUGACAAAGGUGAUGGUAAAACCUUUUGAGGCGAGCUUCAUGGCAAGAUGUGUGAAUGGAGUUAUAUGGCCUUGAAGAGGAAGUGGUAUGAGUACUUCAUGUGGCUGUAGGUGUUCUUUCAGUUCCAUUUAGUCCCAAAAAUGUAGGAGAUGGUUGCCUUUUUUGAGAAAAGUUAAGUGUAUGAUUGUUAAUAUUGUGUGUUUAUGUAAGAGCUUGUAGCUGCAUUUAUUUGAAUUUGGAGCCUUUUAUAUGUCAUUCCUUAGGUAUUUAAAGAUA
This is a messenger RNA of Solanum lycopersicum (tomato), 2694 nucleotides long. RefSeq lists its product as uncharacterized. NCBI's taxonomy places the organism in Eukaryota, Viridiplantae, Streptophyta, Magnoliopsida, Solanales, Solanaceae. The record is from RefSeq and is a predicted model, not a curated record.